Molecule: messenger RNA, 1854 nt
Organism: Microdochium trichocladiopsis
Lineage: Eukaryota; Fungi; Ascomycota; Sordariomycetes; Xylariales; Microdochiaceae
Product: amino acid transporter-like protein
Exons: 2
Coding region: 1-1854 (617 amino acids)
Biological process (GO): amino acid transmembrane transport
Cellular component (GO): membrane
Molecular function (GO): L-amino acid transmembrane transporter activity
Source: RefSeq, a predicted model, not a curated record
AUGCCGUCACACUACUCCCACGCCAACCAGGGCCAUACACGCGACUCACUCGAGCUUGCUUCACUGGCUUCAUCAAGUGGUGCUGGCGGCGCCUACUCCGAAACAGACUCCCGGCCGUCGAUUUCGUCGUCGCGAAAGCUAUCCUUAGAACAAGAUGACCCCCUCGACGACAAUAAUCCGGCAGCGCGGCCAGGCGCGUUUGGGCGGCACCAGAGGUCAUACUCGGUGACGUCAAACACAUUCGACUUUGCUGCCAAUCUCUUCCCGUUAUCAUCAUCUAAUGAGGCUGGGUAUGCGCCCAUAGGCGCCCCGACGGCUGCUGGACAACGUCACGGCGGGCUUGGUGCGACCUUGGAGAAACACAAGACAUUGACAUAUGUGAAUGGGCUGGGCCUGAUUAUUGGGAUAAUUAUCGGGUCCGGUAUAUUCUCUUCACCAAGUCAGGUGAACAUCAACGUCGGUUCACCGGGUGCGUCUCUCAUUGUCUGGGCCGUAGCAGGCGUGCUUGCGUGGACAGGCGCUGCUAGCUACGCUGAGCUAGGAGGAGCCAUACCACUGAAUGGAGGGUCGCAGGCGUACCUUUCGAAAAUCAUUGGUGAGCUGGCAGGGUUUCUGUUCACCUGGGUGGCAGUUUUGGUCCUCAAGCCGGGGAGUGCGGCCAUCAUCUCCAUCAUUAUGGGCGAAUAUCUUGUACGUGCCUUUAUCGGUCCAGAUGCCGAGACGGUCAAUAUCUGGGUCAACAAGGGCAUGGGCCUAGUUGGGCUGUUCGUCGUCACAUUCCUCAACUGUGUGUCGACCAAGCUUGCCACGAGGAUCAACGAUACACUUAUGUUCCUCAAAUUCAUUGCGCUCUUGGCCGUCACUAUUCUUGGAAUCGUCGUGGCCGCGACCGGGCUGUCAUACGCCGGAGACCCAAACACCGAAUGGAAGACGAAGGAUUGGUUUGAAGGCACCAGCACUGAUAUCAGUCACUGGGCAGUGGCUUUAUAUGCGGGCCUGUGGGCAUACGACGGCUGGGAUAACACAAACUUCGUUGUUGGCGAAUUCCGCAAUCCCACUAGAGAUCUCCCGAGGGUGAUACAUACGGCAAUGCCUGCUGUCAUCAUCUGUUAUCUGCUCGCCAACAUGUCCUACUUCCUCGUACUUCCUUUGGCGACCUUGAACUCCUCGAAUGCGGUAGCAGUCUUGUUUGGAGGCAAGAUCAUGGGUCCCAUUGGGUCUUUGGUGUUUGCGCUUGUCGUCAGCGCAUCCUGCUUUGGCUCUCUGAACUCAUCCACAUUCACAAGCAGCCGUCUGGUAUAUGCUGCCGCCAAGGAGGGAUACACACCACCAAUCUUUGGCCGCAUUGGCUUUGCUGCUGCCGAGCCUGGCCUGCAAAUCACGCGUUCCCAGAACUGGUUCGCAAAGCGUCUCCAGCGCGCGUUCGGCGACGAAGAGGCGGGACUCUUCUUCACGCCCGUCUAUGCGCUCAUCUUCAAUGGCCUCAUUACGGCCAUUUACGUCAUCGUUGGCGAGUUCGGCGAGCUCAUUACCUUUUAUGGCGUCGCGGGCUACUCGUUCUAUUUCCUCACCGUCCUGGGUCUCAUCAUCCUGCGUGUCAAGGAGCCGUCCCUCGAGCGCCCGUACAAGACGUGGAUCACGACGCCCAUCAUAUUUUGCUGCGUCAGCUUGUUUCUGCUCAGCCGGGCCGUCUUUGCGCAGCCCCUCAAGACCCUGAUCGUUAUUGCGUUUAUCCUGAUUGGCAUCCCCGUGUACUUCUGGCGGAUACAAGGCCGUGACCAGGUUAUGAAACGGGAGACGGCUGGGUCGCGGUCGGCCGCGCCUGGGUGGCAGUUCUGGAAGAGGUGGUUCUGA